This is a messenger RNA of Cornus florida, 2035 nucleotides long. Its product is annotated as beta-glucosidase 13-like. Gene Ontology annotation, biological process: carbohydrate metabolic process. Gene Ontology annotation, molecular function: beta-glucosidase activity. The transcript is spliced from 13 exons. The record is from RefSeq and is a predicted model, not a curated record. The coding region runs from base 1 to 1593 and encodes 530 amino acids. NCBI's taxonomy places the organism in Eukaryota, Viridiplantae, Streptophyta, Magnoliopsida, Cornales, Cornaceae.
AUGGGUAUUCAAAUCCAUUUCCUCUUAGCCCUACUGGUCCUUGUCAAUGUAGUGACCAGACUGACCAGCAGUGUAGCAUUGCCAUGGACUUAUGGCAGGGCUGUGAAUGUAACCGCUCACAAAAGCAAAAUUUUAUCUCCGAGUUACCGUUUAGGUUCUCUCAACCGUAGCAGUUUCCCGGAGGGUUUUGUCUUUGGAGCAGCAUCUGCAGCUUACCAGGUUGAAGGUGCUGCAAGUGAAGGUGGUAGAGGCCCAAGUAUAUGGGAUACUUUCACACACAAAUACCCUGAAAAGAUAGCGGAUCGUAGCAAUGGAGAUGUGGCCGUUGAUUCUUAUCAUCGUUACAAGGAAGAUGUGAAUAUCAUUAAAGGAAUGGAUCUUGAUGCUUACCGAUUCUCAAUCUCAUGGUCGAGAGUGUUGCCACUUGGGAAACUAAGUGGAGGCGUGAACGAGGAAGGAAUUGAAUACUACAACCACCUCAUUGACGAUCUCGUAGCCAAGGGUGUAGUGCCCUUUGUGACUCUCUUCCAUUGGGAUAUGCCUCAAGCUUUGGAGGAUGAGUAUGGCGGUUUCCGGAGUCCUCAAAUUGUGAAUGAUUUUCGUGAUUUCUCGGAGCUUUGCUUCAAGAGAUUUGGUGAUCGGGUGAAACACUGGAUCACUUUGAAUGAGCCAUGGUCCUUUAGCAGUGCUGGGUAUGCAUCUGGUGGCUAUGCACCUGGUCGAUGCUCUGCUUGGCUACAAAACAAUUGCACCGGAGGAGAUUCAGGCACUGAACCAUAUCUUGUGGCUCAUUACCAGCUUCUUAGUCAUGCAACCGCUGUAAAAUUAUACAAAGAAAAGUAUCAGGCAUCACAAAAAGGAAAGAUAGGAAUUACUCUUGUUUCAGAUUGGGUGGUGGCCUUUUCUAAUUCGAAUCUGGAUGGCCGGGCUGCAGUACGGUCCCUAGAUUUCAUGCUUGGAUGGUUUAUGAACCCAUUAGUAUAUGGUGAUUAUCCACGUACAAUGCGAGCUCGUGUCAGGCACCGACUUCCAAAAUUUACGGAAGAACAAUCCAUGAUGGUAAAGGGGUCAUAUGAUUUUAUUGGCUUGAACUAUUAUACUGCAAAAUAUGCAGCUCAUGAACCCUAUUCCAAUGCUCUAAAUGUAAGUUACAAAACAGAUUCCCUAGCUAAGCUUACCUCUGAGAAGAAUGGAGUCCCUAUUGGUGUACAGGCUGCUUCAAAAUGGCUCCAUGUUUAUCCGAAAGGGAUUUGGCAUCUUCUACUCUACAUAAAGAGAAAAUAUAAUAAUCCACCUCUUUACAUUACAGAAAAUGGGAUUGAUGAGGUAAAUAAUGCGACAUUACCACUUAAAGAAGCCCUCAUCGACAACUUUAGAGUAGAGUAUUACUAUCGCCAUCUUGCUUUCCUUCACCGAGCAAUCAAGAAUGGUGUCGAUGUUAAGGGAUACUUUGCAUGGUCAAUAUUGGACAAUUUUGAAUGGGUCUCGGGUUACACAGUUCGUUUCGGCAUUUACUAUGUGGAUUACAAAGAUGGAUUAAAAAGAUACCCAAAACUCUCAGCCAAAUGGUUUAAGAAUUUUAUGCAGAAAUAAGGCAUACAACACUUGUAUUCAAUUCGGUCCGCUUGUUUGGGCUACCCAUGCUCCAUUGUACAUUGCAUGUAAUGGUUAGCUAUUGCUAACCUAUCUCUUUUGUUAUAAUCAAAUUUAUCAUUUUACCCUUAAAAAAAAAAAACACUUGUAUUCAAUUAUCCAAUAAUGUUGUGUUGUACGUAUUUCUAUCAAGAAGCAGAAGAUUUCUUCUUCUCCAUGUGUAAUUAUCCUUAAUCUUACCGUUUAUUCGAGCUUGGGUUUCCUUCGGGUUCUGGGCCUUGUAAGCUGGGUUGGGUUUCGUUUAGUUAGCCUGGGCUAACUAUCAACAUUUGUAAUUUGGUCCUUAUUUAAAAAACUUUAACUUUACCUUUCGAAAAAAAAAAAAAAAAAAAAAAAAGAAAAGAAAAGAAAAAAGUACUACUUUAUUAUUGUCUAUCAAGGU